AUGGAUAUCAAAGAGAUAGUUAAUUCAAAAGGUGUGAAAGGAGCAGCGGCGGCGGCGGCGGCAUCGGCAAGUGGUCAGGCUCAAGACUUACACCUACUCCAAUCUAUAUCGCAAGCCAACGGUUUACGCAUGUCUGAUGCUGGUUCUGAGAGAGGUAAUUCUCCUCAUGGCUCUGAGCAUUCUCAAUAUUCUACACCACGGAUGGGUAUGAACGGAAUGAACGGAGCACCAAACGGCAUGCGCUAUCCUUCACCCCCUGGUAUGCAAAACUCAAUGCCAAUGAUGCAACAACCUUAUCGUCCUGAUGUUGCUUUCGACAAUGGAAUGAUGUCUACACAACAGCAAGAUAAUACACGUCAACGCCAACCUGGCGAUAUCACUGUUACAAAGGCUUUCCCUUGUAGCACCUGUGGUAAAGGAUUCGCCCGAAGAAGUGAUCUUGCAAGACAUGAGCGUAUUCACAGUGGAGUUCGACCCCAUGUCUGUGAUUAUCCCGGUUGUGGUAAACAAUUCAUUCAAAGAUCCGCAUUAACAGUCCAUUUACGUGUCCACACUGGUGAAAAGCCUCACACUUGCGAACGUUGUGCAAAGACUUUCACCCGAAGAACCACUUUGACCCGUCACCAAAAUCAUCAUACAGGAACCGUCGAAGAGGCUGCUGCUGCAACUGCUGCUGCUCUAGCCGGUCGUCCUGGGAACAACCGACCCAGCAGACAGCGUUCAGAUGGCGAGUCGUAUUCAAACAAUGGAUCUCCGAUGUCAACACCUUCCCCAGGCCGACAUCUCUCUGCUUCUCCAAGUUCUGACAUGGCACCAAUGAAUAAUAUGCAACGCCACCCUGGUGACUACGGAUACAUGAACAACAGCUCCUUACCAGGACAUCUUCGAGGUGAUUAUGGUGUACCAAAUCAACCACCACCAGUUUCUACCGCUUUUACCAAUGGCAUGCAGCGACCUACCUCCCAUCCAACAGGUUAUGGCCCGCCGAGCAUUCUAGAGCCUCCUGCCAACAUGGAACAGCGUCAACCAGGUAGCGCAAAUGGUAGCCCGCACAUGACAAACAUGGGUUGGCAAUCACCAUCCCAAAUGGCAUCUCCAUCGCACAACAACAACUACGUCUAUCCGGAUCCCGAUCCUUAUGGAUCUGGCGCUGCUAUGGGCCAGAUGUAUUACCCAAACUCAAAUAUGAGACGACCACAGAGCACGGAGCCAGAACAAUAUGAUAUGAAACCAAGAAUCAAUGAGAUGUGGGCUACAGCUCAAUGA
This is a messenger RNA of Sclerotinia sclerotiorum 1980 UF-70, 1266 nucleotides long. RefSeq lists its product as hypothetical. Gene Ontology annotation, biological process: regulation of transcription by RNA polymerase II. Bases 1 to 1266 code for a protein of 421 amino acids. The record is from RefSeq and is a predicted model, not a curated record. The transcript has 3 exons. Gene Ontology annotation, molecular function: DNA-binding transcription factor activity, RNA polymerase II-specific; RNA polymerase II cis-regulatory region sequence-specific DNA binding. Gene Ontology annotation, cellular component: PcG protein complex; transcription regulator complex. Lineage: Eukaryota; Fungi; Ascomycota; Leotiomycetes; Helotiales; Sclerotiniaceae.